AUGUCCGGUAUUGAAGUUGCUGGGCUGGCUUUCGGCAUCUUGCCCAUACUUGUUGAGGUUGUUAAGUCUUAUUCAAAUAUUUCGAGGAAAGUACACACGCUACGUCAUUAUUCUCGAGAAGUAAAAUCCAUCUCAGAGCGACUCAAAGUCUACAAAGGCAUCUUCCUCAAUGAAGUUCGUCUCCUCCUGCGAUCGAUCGAAGAGGAAGAGGAGGUCGAAAGCAUGUUGGAAGAUGCGGCUGAUCAGCGUUGGGUGUGCGAGCAUCUCAACGACAAACUGAGAGCAGUAUUACAAGACAGCUUCGAUGCGUGCCGUAGCAUCAUUGAGGAGACGAGAGACACGAUCGAAAGAAUGACGGAAGAGAUGACAGCGUUUGACGACCUACUCUCCCAGAAAGCAAAGGGCGAAUCCAUCAAGUCAGCGCUCAAACGCUUAGGAGUGGCGAUCAAGAUUACGUUCGAGAAGUCUCGACACGAUAGCUGUUUGGCCAAUCUUCGGGAUAUGAAUGGGGACUUGAGUGCGCUUCGGUCUCAAGUCGGGGCUUUCCAGCGCCCAAACAUUCAGCAGACAGGUAGUUUUGUCCAGCAUAAAGCUUUGCCAAGAGGAAUUGGCUCCAUACAAGAUGCAUCGCAAAAGCUCCAUGAAGCUCUCUGCGGUGCCUGGUGCUGCGAUGAUGCUGCUCAUAGAGGGCACUACGCAAAGCUGUGCAUUGACGCUCAAGUCCAGGCGGAGGUGCGACUCGAUCUUGCCAUAUCAUGUCACGAGCCAAGUCCCAGCGGGCAAAUGAGGUGGGAUCUAAUAUCAUUACGCCGUGGUCGCAUGCUGAACAUUGAUAGCUUGUUGGCGAACCCCCCGAUCUGGCUUUAUGUGCAAUCAAUGAGUACAUCGCAAGACGUCUGUGGACAGCAGGGUGAUGCCAUCCUCUCAAAUACCUCGAAUCCUUUAGCACAGAUGAGAUCCUGUGCGGUCAAUAUGUUGAAGAAGAAGGCCUCUGCUGAACUUCAACAGCAAGCAUCGUGUCGGAAGCGGCCUAAGCGCGUACAUUUCGUUGAUCCACCCCCAAUUGUGUCCAAACCACCUAUUCAGAUGCUUGCACCUGACUUUGAUCUUUGCAAAGAGAAGAGCAUUUGCAAAUACUUACAACAGCACUACCAAAUACCCAGGACUACAGCCACUCAGCGCUGCAUUGGCUACUUGGAGACUCCGCAAAUGUACAAACAUUUGUUCUACCUUCGAGACGAAGACCGUCGCAGACCGAUCAGAGCCCCGCCUGAAAGUGUGUAUUCCAUCUUUGAUGUUAUGCGACAUGACGUGGACGAAGCUCUAGAAGUUGCAGAUCAACUGAGGUUAGCCCACAAGACAGCGCUUGCGCUUCUUCAAUUCAACAACACUCCCUGGCUUCCAGAUCGUUGGCGACUCCAAGACCUCAACUAUUUCGGGACAGGACGUACGCUUGACAACACAACACUCGGAACACUGCAUCUUAGUUCGCAGAUUUCAACGCCUGCGCUUACUCCAGCAGCCAACAAUACGAUGGACGGCAUUCAACAGACCCCGGAUACCGUCAGCGACCAGAUCCGGUACGGUAUAAACAAUACCACUUUGUUCUUUCUUGGUGUUGCCCUCCUCGAGAUUGCGCAUUGGCAACCCAUCGAGGAAAAGAUGACCGCUCGUGAUCAGAACAAUGAAGUCUUCGCUGCGCGCCGACUGGCAGCUGGCCGUGCGCCAUUGGGUCCACAGUACCAGAAGAUUGCCGAGAAGUGCCUUCAAUGUAACUUUGGAUUUGGAACGAAGCUGAGCAACAAGGGCUUGCAGACAGCAGUGUACAACAAUGUCGUAUGCGAACUCGAGACCAUGAUUGAGAAGCUGAGCAUCUGA
Messenger RNA from Boeremia exigua, 1878 nucleotides. RefSeq lists its product as uncharacterized. Lineage: Eukaryota; Fungi; Ascomycota; Dothideomycetes; Pleosporales; Didymellaceae. The transcript is spliced from 2 exons. The record is from RefSeq and is a predicted model, not a curated record. Bases 1 to 1878 code for a protein of 625 amino acids.